Messenger RNA from Pygocentrus nattereri (red-bellied piranha), 3676 nucleotides. It is a transcript of the gene tnfrsf11a, whose product is annotated as tumor necrosis factor receptor superfamily, member 11a, NFKB activator. Lineage: Eukaryota; Metazoa; Chordata; Actinopteri; Characiformes; Serrasalmidae. Gene Ontology annotation, molecular function: cytokine binding; tumor necrosis factor receptor activity. Gene Ontology annotation, biological process: lymph node development; response to interleukin-1; ossification. The transcript is spliced from 10 exons. The record is from RefSeq and is a predicted model, not a curated record. Gene Ontology annotation, cellular component: external side of plasma membrane. The coding region runs from base 104 to 1828 and encodes 574 amino acids.
GGAGAGAGAGGAGCAGGAGGAGCUCCAGCCAAGAGAGGGAUCGUGCGGGAAACACUGAACUAGCUUUUGUUUUUUACCAAACUGGACAUUUAAGCAAACCAACAUGAGGGUGCACUUCUCCACGAGCUGGAUUUUCCGAGGAUGGAUCACAUGCCUGAUCUUCGCCUUGUGCGUCCAAAGGAAGCAUGCCAAACCAGCCUGUAACCAAGAGCAGUACCUGAAGGACAAGAGGUGCUGUUCCAAAUGUAGACCAGGAACAUACAUGUUUGAUGAGUGCAACGAGACAAGUGACACUAAAUGUCGGCCUUGUGGAAAGGACGAGUACCAGUCAGAGUACAACACUGACCACAGGUGCCUUCCACAGAAGUUCUGUGAUGAUGGUAAAGGCUUUUAUCGCCCCAGUCCCAGUAGCCCUUAUGAACCUGUGCCUUGUGAGUGUAAGGACGGAUUUCAGUGUUCCCCCCUAAACUGUGAGUUCUGUGACCAAAUCCCAUCUUGCCCUGCAGGCCAAGGACUCAUAGGAGACCCUGGCAGACAGUCCUGCAAGGAGUGCACAAAUGGAUAUUUUUCAGAUUCACAUGCAGCAGAACCCUGCAAGAAGUGGACGGACUGCAAAGCCUUCGGCAACACUGAGGAAAGGAAAGGCAGCACUAAAACAGAUGUGGAGUGUGGACCGCCCUUCGAGCCGCCCACCUCCUGGGCCGUGGUGGCCGUCCCCUGUGUAAUAAUUGUGAUGUGUGUUGUCAUUAUUUCCUGCUAUAAGGACAAACUGAAUCUCCUCUCAGUCAAUCUCAGAGCCUGCAUCCAGAACAUUAAACGCAGCCGAAUUCAACAAGAGACGCUGACACCUCCAUACCACAGCAAUGGCUUACAGAGCUGCUCUCAAUAUGAGAUGACCUCCCACCUCAUCCGGCAAGACGACAACCAUAUAGAAUACAUGAGCUUGUGUUCAAAAACAAAGCUAAUCAGUGAUAGCACACCAGGCCCUGACCAGGACCAGAAAGACGAGCCAAUUCGGGACAGGGCAGACGGGUCAUCGGGCAGCUCCAGCGAAGUUUCUGAGGACCCAGCUUCUCCACUUUCUGGCAGCACCUGUAGCUGCUUAUCCUCCAUAAAGGAGCCAGUGGAAGUGGGGGAGAAUGAGGACUGCAGUCAGCUGGUGGCCACUGGCCUGGCCGGCUGCUGUUCCUGUGGCCUGGGGGAGACUGUGGAAGUGAAAGAAGUGAGUGUUGUUGAAGCUGUGGCCAUGGAAGAGCCACCACUGUGUGGCAACUGCUGCUCCGACAGUUUACCUGACCGCCUGCAGGGCUCUCAGGAGCUCUAUUUGGACUACAGCAGCCGGGUGGGUAAAGAGACCAUGUCAGAGGUCAGGGGUUUUCAUAGCGACGGCAGCCUGUACAAGCAGAACGAGCCACGCUGUUGUAGCAUAGAGUCCACUGUGCCACCCAAGUCAGCAUUUAGCGACAGCAACAAUGGAGGCCUCUCACUAAUUGCAGACAACCACCUGUCUGACCCAGAGGCUGACCUGGAGGUCCAGAGCCAGUGCUCCGAUGCUGCUCUUGCCUGUGGUCAGGUGACUGGAAACAACAACACCACCUUCAUCUCCACUGGCCAGGUGAUGAAUUUCACCGGUGAUGUCAUCAUGGUUUAUGUCAGCCAGACUUCUCUGGGCAGCGGGUGUGGAGGUGAAGAGCCCUAUGCCAGUCCAGUUCAGGAGGAAUCUGGCGAAGUGCAGAAUGCGUCCAAAUCCAGCCCACAGACAUCACAGCACGAUUUCCCUGUGCAGGAGAUGACGAACCGCCGCCUUCAGCAGAAUCUCUCCAUCUGAACCAGAGCUGGAUUCACCUCUAUUUUAUUAUUUUCAUCUCUUUUUAAUGAUUUAUUGAUCAGUUCACUACAGUGGUCACCAGCCUGGCUCCUGGACAUUAACUUUCUUACAAAGUUUAGUUUUAGCCAGGGGUUAAAUAAGGAUUUAGAAGGUAGGGUGGACAUUCAUUUCAUGGGUGCCAGCAAUGUCAAUGUUAUUAUAUGGAGUUAUUGUAUGGAGUAUUAUGUGGUAUUAUAGUAUUAUCUAUACUAUACAUGGUCCACUCAUCUUCAUUCAAUGUAACAGGCUACUGGUGCUUUCAAAUAGUGUAAAAAUAAUUUUAAAAAGAGGUUUUGGGAUGACAGAGACAUGUUUUGACUGUAUUUAGCAAAAGCUAGUUGGGAAGACAUGGUCAACCAUGGCAUAAUUUUGAGUAUGCCACAUCAGGGAGGGUCUCAGAGUAUUUUCUCUCUGUGAUAGGUGGGUGGGGAUGUGGGAUGUAGGAGUGCAGGGGUGCUGUGGCACCUCCAGGUUUCUGGAGUGUUUAACUGCAGUUACUAAAAACAGUAACAGAGCUAUGCACUGUUGAAGUUACAGUGCCUUUGAAAACGAAGUGAAUCAGUUCCCUCACCAAUUGUUGGCCAUUUGGCGGGUUGUGGGGACGUUGUGUCGCUAAUACAGUUUGAAAAACGUCAGCCGACAUAAAUAUCUCCUACUCCUAGAUGUGCUAGAUAUGUAUGUGCAGCUUCCAGUUGAUUGACGCACAGCUAAUUUGCAUAACAUUUGUCCUGCAAGAGAAAACAGAGACAGCAGGGUGAGCAAUUGUAGUGUUGGUUAUAUGCAUAUCUGUACAGUCACCUCUGUAGCAUGUCAUAUGUUCUGUUUUAAAUUAUCCAAACAAUCCACCCACUGGUGCACAGUGAUGUAAUCAAAACUCAGAUGAUGUUUCAGGUGAGGGCAAAAGUCAAUAUAUUUUGGUGUCUUUUAUGUGAUAUAUCAUUAACUGUGUUCAACGACUAGUUGACUUGGGUUUGAUUUAGCUACCUCAGUGGCAACAGGUUAUGCAACAGAAUGGUUAAAUGGUGACUUCAUCUUUAAGGUUAUAGCAAUUGAAGGUUGAUGGAUAUGCUCAUUUUGAGCAUUUAACUCCUGGUUUCAGCACUGUUUUUUCAGGGCCUUUCAGAAAGUUGAGCUGAAAUGGGCAGAAAUGUUAGUGAAGAGAAGGUUGGUGACCACUAGUUUACCGAUCUUUGUCUUAGCAUCCCGAGUGCUAUUUCUUAAAGAAAAAUGCUGUGCAUUUGUUGAACGUAUGUGUGUUUUUCUUGUUGUUUUGUAAUCAGAAAUCUAAAUUGCUAUAAUUGUACAAAUGUCUAUGAUUUAUGCCUGUCCUUUGCGUUGGCCUGAACCGUCUAAUUUGCAGACAAUCCCUAUGUUGUCAAGCCAAAUAAAAAGAGCAGCUUGGUGAGACAAGAAGUCAGAGCUACUGUUGAGCAACUCUAGCCAAAGAAAAUCAAAACUGGUCCAGAGAAAGCACAACAUGCAGCCACAGGAACAAAAUCGUGCUUCUGUCCCAAAGCCUGUGGUUCUUUUGUCCCUUCUUCUCAGGCCUUUUCUGAGGAGGAACUAGUGCACAACAUCUCACCGAGAGAUUGCGUUAUGGACCGUAAUUAAAGCUCCUAGAGACUCUGUGAAAACAAAAUAGGGGCAGGUUUGCUUUUUUGCUUCAUAAAAGUUUGUAUUUUAUUUUUUUUCCUUGGAAAUUUUCUGGAAAAUGUUCUAAUUUUGUUCAUUUUGUUGUUUAUGGUGGCAUUAUUAGCCACUACUCUGACCAUUCAGUCUAACUGAAAUAAAAAGGAGUGUAGCCAUUCA